Molecule: messenger RNA, 2644 nt
Organism: Betta splendens (Siamese fighting fish)
Lineage: Eukaryota; Metazoa; Chordata; Actinopteri; Anabantiformes; Osphronemidae
Gene: rflna
Product: refilin A
Exons: 4
Coding region: 365-1027 (220 amino acids)
Biological process (GO): skeletal system morphogenesis; negative regulation of bone mineralization involved in bone maturation; actin filament bundle organization
Cellular component (GO): actin filament bundle
Molecular function (GO): filamin binding
Source: RefSeq, a predicted model, not a curated record
UGGCUGGAUCAUUAGGACCGAGCCUUCCACUGGAGAGCGCACACGCAGAGCGGCGCAGCGCGGCUCUCGCUCGGUUCGGUGCCAAGCGCGCGGUCGACUCGGUUAUUCGGUCUCUGUCUUCCUGGUGAAUAACACGAGCUCCGGCGCUUUGGUGUGAACUUUGGGUGAAGUUAGAUUUGUUCUUCGCGUCUGUUUGGAUUUUAUUCCCCCGCUGGCGGACGCGCAGAAACGCUUUGAUCGGGACCCUCUCUCUCUCUCUCUCUCUCUCUCUCUCUCUCACUCACUCCGGAGCGCGCUUGACGGAAAAACAAACUUGUCAGUGUGACUUGGCCGGGGGAGCUCUUUGGAGUACGCCGUCCCAGAAAUGGUGGGGCACCUACACCUACAAGCGAUGGACGAAAGCCUGAAAGGAAAGAACCGAGAGGGGCUGCUCGACAGCCCGGAUUCGGGGCUGCCCCCCAGCCCCAGUCCGCCCUUCUGCUCCCUCUCCCCGGCUCCGGUCGAGCCGCGCUCCGGCAGCUGCGCGACGCCCGUGGAGAGCCAUCAUGGAUGUUCCAAGAAGGAGAGCAGGGAAGGCAAACUGCUGCCCUACCUGCUGCUCAGCGCCGGCGGAGCGGACCCCAAGGGCCGCAUGCACCCCGUGUUCUUCGGCGAAAGCAUCGAGGUGAACCCCAAACCGGAGCAGAACAUCAAGUGCAACUCCGAGGUCAGGUACGACUCCGACAAGCACUACCAGGACCGCGUCUACUGCGCCCCCGUUCCCACGGCGACCGCCUUCAGCGAGACGGUGGUGGCGGUGCGCGACUGCACCUGGCGCAGCUACAAGUCCCAGGUGUACCUGGAGCCGCGGCAGAGGCCCGUCAGCUACCGGAGCACCACCAUCAUCUACCCCAAACACGCCAAGAGCACCUACCGCACCACGCUCAGCUACAACGCCGCCGGCGCCCGCCGCUGGUUCGUCUCCACCGUGCAGCUGGAGUCCAGCGAGGACACGAGUCCCUGCAUCAUCUACACGGAGGACCUGUAGGGCCCAGACCCGGCGGGCCCACCCAGGCAGGGGCCGCCUGGCGGUUGAAUAGAGGUCUCUGUGGACUAGGAGCGUGGGGACGACCUGCUCACCUCUGCUCACCUUUAACGCCACGGAGGCAACUCUGGGAAACCUUUAGCGAUACUUCACCUAUUCAGACUUUCUACUGAUGCAGUCUUUAAUAAGGGAAGCGGGUCCCUGGGCAGUUUAAAGCAGCACUUACCUGUAGGUUAACGUCUUAUUUAGCAGAGGAGCCCACAGACUCUGGCCUCGGGGCGACGCAGACGCCCGGCUUCGUCCAGAAGACGUCGCACGGCGGUUACCACGGUUACCGCAUCCUAGCACUCGUCACAGCCGUGGGAGCGGCGGCGCAGCGACGGGGGGAACAAAUCGGACCAAAGACAGCCUGAACAAACAGAAGCUUCUCUAGUUUGACAAGGCUAAAACAGACGCACGCACAUUCAGCUCUAUUCACCAGAAUCACAGCGAUGUGUAAAAGUGAAACAAGCAAAAAAAAAAAAAAAGGAACUCCUUUCAGCAGAAUCUCUGGAGAAUAUUUGAACAUAGGACGUAUAUUUUUCCAAAUAUUUCUCCAACGUAAUCGCCGCAGGUUUGUUCGAGUCAUUUUGUAUGUUUGGUUCCUGGUUCGUUUGUGGGAGGUGCAGGUCAUAGAUUUAUUUAUUGUAUUAGGCGCUGAUUAAAAAACUUGCGUGAAUGCCAUCGUGUUACACUCGCCAGUAAAGUCACUAAAGUCUAACGUGUAUUAAAGUAGAAUCACAUGUGCCUUUAUCUGGUUUAUAUGAGGCACAAAGUUUUAGAUGUUUUAACUAUGAAAUAGUUUAACUCAUCUACUUUAACAGGCCACAUAUUACUGGGCAUAAAGCAACAUAUAGCAUGCAGUUGAUUGACCUUCAGGUAUAUUAUAGAACAGUAAAAAAAAACUAUUUUAUCUCUGUCAAAAGGUGUAGGAUGUGUGCAUUUUCACAGCUUCCUGUAGAACUAAGACUAUUGGUUAUGGCAAUUAUUGAAACUUUACCUCACGUUUUCUUAGGUGUACGUUUUCUUUCACUGCAGGUAUAUAUUCCUGAUGAUACAAUUGACGUUGAAAGCUUAUGAUUUUGUUUCAUUGUAUAGUUUUGAAACACCCUCCAGAUAAGUGUGGACACGAAUGUUAGUAAGGGAGCAUCAGUAUGUAAACAUAGAAAAAGGCAAAGCUUUACAUUGAGAGGGCUCUCAAAUAAACAAGACAAAUAAGCAUAUAUACAAAAGGCCACAACUAAAUGCUGACAUGGCUUUUUGUAUAUAAUCACUGGGGCUGGUUGGGACGGAGGAGAGUUGCGUUGUGUGUUGACGGUCUGUGAGAUGUCAGGGAACGACGGGAGGAAGUUGGAGGGGGUCAAGUUGAACACGCUGGUGGUUUUAUGUGAGAUACUUUUGUUAUUAUUACCCGUGUUCCUGUAAAAUAUUUGCUGUUGUAUAUGUGGCAACGAGGCACUUCAUGAUUCUCUUUAUAUUUUUGUACGUCAAACUUUGCUCCUGGUCCGAUCAAAGAAGAUAAUUUAAUAAGGUGCAUACGAUGCCUAAGAAGUGAAUUAAAAGAGCAAUUCCCCAAACAAG